AUGUCUAUGGUUGAUGAACCGCUAUACCCAAUAGCCGUUCUCAUAGACGAGCUGAAAAAUGACGACAUCCAGCUACGAUUGAACUCAAUCCGCAGGCUCUCUACCAUUGCACGUGCUCUUGGGGAAGAACGAACCCGUAAGGAGUUAAUCCCCUUUCUGAGCGAAAACAAUGAUGACGAUGAUGAGGUACUUCUUGCAAUGGCAGAAGAGUUGGGGGUCUUCAUUCCAUAUGUUGGGGGAGUGGAGCAUGCACAUGUUUUGCUCCCACCCUUGGAAACCCUUUGCACUGUCGAGGAAACCUGUGUGAGGGACAAGGCUGUGGAGUCAUUAUGUAGGAUUGGGUCUCAGAUGAGGGAGGGUGAUUUAGUGAACUGGUUUAUUCCUCUUGUGAAGAGGUUGGCAGCUGGUGAAUGGUUUACAGCUCGAGUAUCUGCAUGUGGGCUUUUUCAUAUUGCCUACCCUAGUGCACCAGAGACAUUGAAGACGGAACUGCGGUCAAUUUACAGUCAGUUGUGUCAAGAUGACAUGCCUAUGGUUAGAAGGUCUGCUGCAACAAACCUGGGGAAAUUUGCAGCAACUGUCGAACCUGCUCAUCUGAAGACUGAUAUCAUGUCCAUAUUUGAGGAUCUUACACAAGAUGAUCAAGAUUCUGUUCGACUUUUGGCUGUUGAGGGCUGUGCUGCUCUUGGAAAGUUGUUGGAGCCCCAAGACUGUGUUGCACAUAUCCUUCCUGUUAUUGUUAACUUCUCUCAGGAUAAGUCUUGGCGUGUGCGUUACAUGGUUGCAAAUCAACUAUAUGAGCUUUGUGAAGCUGUGGGGCCUGAGCCUACGAGGACGGACUUGGUUCCUGCUUAUGUGCGGUUGCUUCGAGAUAAUGAGGCUGAAGUACGUAUAGCAGCUGCUGGCAAAGUUACUAAGUUUUGUCGGAUUUUAAGCCCAGAACUUGCAAUUCAGCACAUUCUUCCAUGUGUGAAGGAGCUGUCAUCAGAUUCUUCCCAACAUGUCCGGUCUGCUUUGGCUUCAGUUAUAAUGGGAAUGGCUCUUGUAUUAGGAAAGGAUGCUACAAUUGAGCAGCUCCUUCCCAUUUUUCUUUCGCUUCUGAAGGAUGAAUUUCCGGAUGUGCGCCUUAAUAUCAUUAGCAAGCUUGAUCAAGUGAAUCAGGUUAUUGGAAUCGAUUUGCUAUCUCAAUCCUUAUUACCAGCCAUAGUUGAGCUUGCGGAGGAUAGACAUUGGAGGGUUCGGCUUGCAAUAAUAGAGUACAUACCUUUGUUGGCAAGUCAGCUGGGUGUAGGGUUCUUUGAUGAUAAGCUUGGUGCCCUUUGCAUGCAGUGGCUACAGGAUAAGGUCUACUCAAUUCGUGAUGCUGCCGCUAACAAUUUGAAACGUCUUGCAGAAGAGUUUGGCCCAGAAUGGGCAAUGCAGCAUAUUAUUCCACAGGUUCUGGAGAUGAUCGACAAUCCACACUAUUUGUAUCGAAUGACAAUUCUACGUGCAGUCUGCCUCCUUGCCCCAGUUAUGGGUUCAGAAAUCACAUGUUCAAAACUGCUGCCAGUGGUUGUCAAUGCGUCAAAGGACAGGGUUCCCAACAUCAAAUUUAAUGUAGCAAAGGUGCUGCAGUCCCUUAUCCCCAUAGUUGAUCAGUCUGUGGUGGAGAAGACAAUUCGGCCCUCUUUGGUUGAGCUGAGUGAGGACCCCGAUGUUGACGUCCGAUUUUUUGCUAACCAGGCACUUCAGGCAAUUGAUCAUGUCAUGAUGUCAAGCUAG
Prunus armeniaca (apricot) is the source of this 1764-nucleotide messenger RNA. Lineage: Eukaryota; Viridiplantae; Streptophyta; Magnoliopsida; Rosales; Rosaceae. The record is from the annotation of a GenBank genome assembly.